AUGGACGGUCACUUCUUUGCUACGAUGGAUUCAGACGUAGAGGCUAUGCUUACCUAUAUUGGCACCAAACAGGAGGGUCUAGCCCGUGGCGUUGCAGCUUUAGUAGUUAGAGCUCAGCAAGCUGGCUUGAUCGAUCAGGACGGUCAACCACCUAAUGCAAUGUUCAGCUCCACACUGUCUCAGGUAUGCGUUGUGAUGUCCCAGCUAGGGAGCUUACUGAGCGGGUAUUUAGUGCAAUGCGCCGCUUACUCCCAAUUGACUAUGAUUUUGUCGGGAUCAUUGGCCUUGGCGGCGGAUAUGGCUCGCGAGUUAGAAGUUGUUACAGAGGAAGCUAAUGAACUACUUUCUUAUAUUGACAUUAACGUAGCUGGUAUGCGGAAGCUACUCAAACAGCAUGAUAAGCAAAUACCUGUGGAGUACCAAAAGAGGCCUAUUGGAUCGCCAACAUACAUUCGUCAUCAUAGACUUCUCACUGAUGGUGUUUUACGAGCUGUUACGGAGUUGAAUAAAGUCAGAACCUCGAUUGAGGGUCUCUUCCAAGUGCUCCAAGCUGUAAAUGCUCCUGGAUUGGAACAGUUGGGCUCUUUGCCUGCUGCUCUUGCUGAAGUCCAUCUGGGCUCUGAAUAUACUCCUAUCAAGACAGACUCCAUCCACAGCAACCCCAUCCCCUCUUGCAUCCUCACCGCCACCUUACCCCUCACCUAUGGGUAG
This is a messenger RNA of Perkinsus marinus ATCC 50983, 711 nucleotides long. RefSeq lists its product as hypothetical. The record is from RefSeq and is a predicted model, not a curated record. Bases 1 to 711 code for a protein of 236 amino acids. NCBI's taxonomy places the organism in Eukaryota, Perkinsozoa, Perkinsida, Perkinsidae. The transcript is spliced from 5 exons.